UGGGGAAGACGACACAACGGUUGGUAUCAGACUGAGAGUGAGAGGAGCUCAUUGAACAUCCAGCAUGAAGGCCAUGGUCUGGAAGCUGUUUUCUCUGUCUCUGCUGGGGUCUAAUGUCUUCCGGAUGGGCUUAGUUCAGUCCAAAGAUUCUCCAACUACAACGAAUGAGAACAUUGCCUCCACUUCAGCAUGGACCUCCAUCAGCACCACGGCUACCACUAUCAACGCUAACAGCAAUGGAAACAAUGGGAAUGGCAACAACAACCCCACCAACAGCAAAGACACCAGCAAUACCAGCAGCACCGGCAGCACCAACACGACCACCAACAACUCCAGCAGCACCAACAACAACAACAGCACCAGCAGCAAAGACACCAGCAAUACCAGCAGCACCGGCAGCACCAACACGACCACCAACAACUCCAGCAGCACCAACAACAACAACCCCACCAACAGCAAAGACACCAGCAAUACCAGCAGCACCGGCAGCACCAACACGACCACCAACAACUCCAGCAGCACCAACAACAACAACAGCACCAGCAGCAAAGACACCAGCAAUACCAGCAGCACUGCCAGCACCAACACGACCACCAGCAGCAGUGGAAGCAACCAGUCUGAUGGGAGCAAUCAGCAGCAGAAAAGCACCACAACCAAACCACCAAAGAUAAACUCAGCAAACGGAGGGAGCAGCUUCUCUUCUAUCAGUCUGCUGAUCUUCUCCUUCAUCAUUCUGGCUGCCUAG
Molecule: messenger RNA, 745 nt
Organism: Girardinichthys multiradiatus
Lineage: Eukaryota; Metazoa; Chordata; Actinopteri; Cyprinodontiformes; Goodeidae
Product: putative mediator of RNA polymerase II transcription subunit 29
Exons: 2
Coding region: 65-745 (226 amino acids)
Source: RefSeq, a predicted model, not a curated record